UUCGUGACCAUUACCACCAACCAAUAUCCUUCCUUCGCAAUUCUCCUCUUUUAUCCCCGGCCAUUCGACGACUGCCUCUCCGUUUCAAAUUUCCGACGAAUUGAGGAUCUCGUCGGAGUAUUCUCCAUCAUUGAAUCGAAAGUUGAUCGCUUUUUUGUUUUCUCUGCGGGGGCUGAUUUGGGUUGGCGUUUGAUCGGAAUAGUGAGGAGAAAGGUUUCAAUGCUGGCUGAGAAGCUCCGGGAUUGGGAAAUGAGCUGCCGUGCCUGAUGACGAAGGUAAAGAGGAAAGUCGGGAAGUAUGAGGUCGGCCGGACGAUCGGCGAAGGGAAUUUCGCCAAGGUCAAGUUUGCUCGGAACCAGGAGACUGGUGAAAGCGUCGCCAUUAAAGUGAUGGCCAAAUCCACCAUUCUCAAAAACAAAAUGGCUGAUCAGAUUAAAAGAGAGAUAUCGAUCAUGAAGAUUGUCAGACAUCCUAAUAUUGUUAGGUUGCAUGAGGUUUUGGCAGGUCGGACGAAGAUAUAUAUCAUUCUUGAGUUCGUUACCGGAGGAGAACUGUUUGAUAGAAUUGUCCACCAAGGAAGGCUUAAAGAGCACGAGGCAAGACGAUACUUUCAACAGCUUAUAGAUGCAGUGGACCACUGUCAUAGUAAGGGUGUGUACCACAGAGAUCUUAAGCCUGAAAACCUUCUUCUUGAUGCUGCCGGGAAUUUGAAGGUCUCUGACUUUGGAUUGAGUGCGUUGCCUCAGGAUGGUGUUGAUAUUCUCCAUACUACCUGUGGUACACCGAAUUAUGUUGCCCCGGAGGUGCUCAGCCACCAAGGUUAUGAUGGGGCAGCUGCCGACAUAUGGUCAUGUGGAGUAAUCCUCUAUGUUCUGAUGGCUGGAUAUCUUCCAUUUGAUGAGACAGACCUUCCAACUUUGUUCAAGAAGAUAAAUGCUGCAGAAUUCACUUGUCCUUUUUGGUUUUCUCCAGAUGCAAAGGCCCUGAUAGAUAAGAUACUUACUCCCAAUCCGAAAAAACGCAUAAGGAUAAAGGAAAUUAGAAGAGAUCCAUGGUUUCGGAGGAACUACGUGCCUGUGAAACACACUGAAGAAGUGGAAGUGAAUCUGGAUGAUAUUCGUGCAGUCUUCGAUGACAUCGAGGACCAAUAUGUAGCAGAGAAAUCAGAAUGCAGUGACACUGGACCAUUAAUAAUGAAUGCCUUUGAAAUGAUUACCCUUUCCCAGGGGCUAAAUCUAUCAGCACUGUUUGACAGACACCAGGUAUAAAACUUCCUCAAAAAUCGAAUUCAUGGAGUGCUGAAGUUUGAAAGCCUUGCUAUCUCCACAAACUGGCCUUUUUUUUUUUUUUUGCUGCUGAUGCUGAAUCCAUUACCUGAAUCCAUCAAAAAAAAUUUCCAUGGUCAGGACUAUAUAAAGAGGCAGACUCGUUGUGUAUCCCGAAGACCAGCAAAGGAUAUAAUCUCAACAGUCGAAGCAGUUGCUGUCUCAUUUGGCCUCAAGGUUCAUACUCGUGGUUACAAGAUGAGGCUUGAAGGAAUGUCAGCGAAUAAGACCGGUCAUUUAGCAGUGGUGUUGGAGGUUUACGAAGUAGCACCUUCACUGUUCAUGAUAGACGUGAGGAAGGCAUCAGGGGAAACUCUCGAGUAUCACAAGUUCUACAAGAACUUCUGUGCAAAGCUCGACGAUAUCAUAUGGAAGCCAGCAGAAGGAGCAAACUCAGGCCUGCUUCGAACGAUGACUUGCUGAUCCAGGGAUGCCAGAAUGGGGUUUUCUUGGGCGUGAAGCAACUAAACUAUAUAUACGUAAAUAGUCUCUCUACGUGCUCUGUUCGAUCCUGAAUUUUUGACAAUCAUGUUUCAUCCUCUGCAUACAUCACCAUGUCCUGUCUUCUGGAAAAAGAUGAACUCCCAAAGCGUAGAACUACCACUCUGCCAGGAAUGAGUAAAUUGAGCUCUGGGUUUCUAGUGAAUCUGCAAAUCCCAUGCAAUCGAACAACUGACGAAAGAGUCUGUUUUGUUACCAAAUAUCAAAUAUGCACUCUGGAUGAAUGUAGAAGCAUAUCAGACUGAAUUGGUACUCCUAUCACUUUUGCAAGGAUUGCAUAAGCAAGCACACUACAAAUUGGUCUCUGUCAACAAGUACAAAUAAGAUUGAGCUCAGACAACGAAAACACGAUCACUUCAACCGAAUCUAAUUCCAUGUCAACACGAGUAUAAUCUGUUUUGCUUCAGCAAUGGUUUUACAUGUAUCUGUUGAAACGUCCAUCACUCUGUCUUCAUCCUCUACUCCUAUACUCCCGAUCAUAUCCCGUUUUAUAAUCUUCAUAUCUUUGAGUUGAUGGCGCCAACACUUACGUCCGGUUUCGCAAUGACUAUCAUAAGAAUCUCUCAUCAUAAACUGGCGGCAUAUAUGCUGUCAACAAAUCAAAAAAACCCAACUCCAUUAUGAAGAACAAAUGUAUUGGUAAAAAAAAGACGGCUAAACAGCUGGGAACAAAACUAUGGAGAGGAAGGAGCAAUGCCCUAACGACAAAACUAGGGGGCAAAAAUAGCUGAAAUUGUCUUGAUAAACUGUAAAACAUCGUACCACGGGAGCUAUUGAGCCGCCUCU
Messenger RNA from Linum tenue, 2612 nucleotides. The record is from the annotation of a GenBank genome assembly. Lineage: Eukaryota; Viridiplantae; Streptophyta; Magnoliopsida; Malpighiales; Linaceae.